AUGCCGUGGUGGCUAUUCUGCCUCCUAUUGGGGGUAGAAGCCCAAGUCAUCAAUCAGAAUAUUGGGGCUGGUACUGGGCAAAAUAUAGGAUCUCCAGGAACCAUAUUCUCAGGAACAGGAAACAAUCCAUACUAUGGAGUGAAUCUCGUCCCAUUUGGACCAGAAGCUGGUGAUUUGAAAGUCAACCCAGGAAUGUUGACUGCUGGUCAAACAAUCGAUCUACACAUGUUUUUCCCAUUUUACGGAGGACUCUAUAACUAUACUACGCUCUCCGUCAAUGGCUACAUUGGAUUUGCCACGGUGUUGGAUCAAGGCCCAACAAUAAAUGUUGGCCCAGAAAGCACAGAUUGGCCUCGCCAAGAAGAUCCGGCUAUGAUUGCUCCAUAUUUGUGUAAACAACAGGCUUGUCCCGGAACACCGGAGAGUUAUGCUCGUUGCGAUCAACAGAGUGAUUAUUUCUUAGAUGAGAUGAUGAGGUGGUUGCAAGAAGGAGUAGCUGGAGCGUCGAUGUUUCGCGCAGAUGCCGCUCUAGUCGUAACCUGGCAUAACACGGCUUCAGCUAUUGCUGGUAGAUCCGACAUCGAUGCAGGGCAGAGCGCAACCUACCAGGCUAUCUGGUUAACUGAUCAACCUGGCCGUUUGUCCUAUGUCAUCCUCAAUUACGAUAGAUUGGGUUUUGAUGCUCAAGAUUUUCGUGCAAAUUCUCGAAGUGGACGUUGUAGGGCUUUGUUCAAUGGCGGAAAUCAUACAGGCGUUGUUGAAGUUGAUCCCACCCAAGCUUACAAGAACACACCCAAGGUGUUAGCUCAACGUUCUGGUGUACCACAUGUGGUACGAGGUCGUUACAUGUUUCGAGUUGAUGACAUCGUACGUCCAGCCGGUUGCAGUAACAAAACUGGAGGAACUUUCCCGAUGAUGAUCUAUCCAAAUAUCGUAAAUAUGCUUGGCGAGAUGACUGUAGACGUUAAUGCUAUGUGCUUGGAUCGAGCUCAAACCUAUAUACUUAUGAUAGAAGAAAGAGAGGUAGCCACCUGCAAUGUACUCAACGCUGCCAUAGCGCGUUGUAGUCUACCAAAAAUCUAUGAUUGGGGUACUAAGACCGUCUAUUUCCAACCACAAUCAAGAGGGGCUAAUGAUGAAAAAGCUUUCGUUGGAUACAUUUAUUUCGUGCCUCCAACACUGGAUCCGCAACGUUUGGAUAUCGGUAAUCUUUAUGAAUGGUACAAAAAUCCAAUGCCUAAUUAUCUCAUGCCGAUCUCAUGGUUCCCUCGUAAUUUCACAAAUCCGGAUCUAUUUAACAAUCUUAAUCAAGUUGGUACCAGGAUCUCUGAUGAUGCCUUAUAUGGCGUACAACUAGGUCUCUAUGUGAUAGGUUACAGAGAAUACAAAGAUGACGAGAUCAAAAAAUUCCGACCUGAACAUCGUACCCUAGCACGUAUAGCCACUUACACCAAUCGUAAUACUUUUGAUUAUCGUUGGAAAGCUCAAGAGGAGGUCAUCAACUUGAAUCAGGUCCAACAGUGGUAUUUAAAUGAUUGGGAACGUUGGAACACGUUGUACACCUAUCGGGUUCAACAAUGGUAUUUAAAUGAUUGGGAACGUUGGAACACGUUGUAUACCUAUCGGGUUGGAUAUUUGAAAUUAGCACCAAUGCGGCCGAACGAUAUGAAUGGAACGGAGCUGUUAGCCGGGUAG
This is a messenger RNA of Strongylus vulgaris, 1695 nucleotides long. The record is from the annotation of a GenBank genome assembly. NCBI's taxonomy places the organism in Eukaryota, Metazoa, Nematoda, Chromadorea, Rhabditida, Strongylidae.